GAAGACUGCGAUGCCUGUGCCCACAGACUGCUCACAGGCUUUACCCGAACCUAGUAGCAGCUGAGAGACCGGUGCGGAGCGAGGGGUUCUGAACCCGGAGGAUUUCUCACGACCCUCGGACGAAAAUACUCUUCUAAAUGUACCCCUUUUACGUGGAUGACAACCUCCAAACAACCCUACAGUGAAAACUUUCAGCUCAGCAUCUGACGUGGGGGUGUAAUUGAGAUUUAAGCAGGUCCAAGAGCUGGCAUGAUGCAGGUGCAAACUGGGCUAACGUUUGUGAAAUGACGCGGUUUAUUGUGCCAUGCCAACUCCGCAUUGUCAGAUGCCAUUUUACUCUGCUUUAUACCAGCGCCUCGAAUGCCAACAAAGUGGGCCUGCUGUAGUGUAAUUACAAGUUCAUAAGGCUGUAGCAAACUGGUGCAAUGAGAGACUACGCUGUCCAAGUAGUGCGCAGAUUGGGCUGAAGCCUAUGGGUCCUGCGAACUGGAGCUCCAGACUUCCACUUGGAGAGGUGUGCGGCGGAGCUUCAGCGCACUGCUGUCGGCUUCACAUCUGGACCGCCUUCCUGCUGUCAUCUGCGGCCUGCCUCAAUAUUGCACUCUCUGAACUUGGUUGUUUUUAAGGGACCGACAACCUUGCUGUUGGGUUAAGGAAUAGGGAGGAAGAUUGGGCUAGGUCAGGACUGAAACGCCGUGGUCCGGAGCUGCGCUGGGCUGACGCUACCCUGUGACCAAAGCGCAUGAGUAUGAGUACUGCUUAGCGUGGUCGCGCGUUUGGGCAGCGCAGGCGUGACAUUGCAGUUCUCUCGCUAUAUUGGUUAUUUAGUCAGACAUAAAAUAGCGUGAAAGUGGAGUAUUGUCCGUCAUACGUCUCAGCGCAGUGGGAUUUGUACGUCUGGUCGGCGUUGCCCCCCGCCCUUCCCGCGGUGACGGUGAUGGGUCGGAAGCGGUGUGUCGGUGCAGAUUGUUCCAAGAUGGCGGCCGGGUGCUGCGGGGUGAAGAAGCAGAAACUGUCGGGAUCUCCCGGAUCGGGGGGUCCUGGCGGGGUGGGGGCGGGGAGCGGGGCUCUGACAGGAACCGGACAUUGUGGCUCUGACUUGGGCAUUGGCUCCUCGGCGACAGUAGCAGCAGCAGCGGGCAGUGUGAGCAGAGCGAACGGCCUGGGGGGAGCCGGGGGCAGUGUGAGCGGUGUUGGUAGUAGCAGCGGUAACAGCGGCGGCACAAGCACUCUGUCCCCAGCCCCGGCCGGGUACUCCUCAUCCGGUCUCUCCCCAAGCCUCAGCCCAGGCUCGGGAAGUGGAGGCAGAAAAAUGGUCGUCUCAGCGGAGAUGUGCUGCUUCUGUUUUGACGUGCUUUAUUGCCAUCUUUACGGAUACCAGCCCCCGAGAACACCCAGGUUUACAAACGAUCCCUAUCCGCUGUUUGUCACAUGGAAAAUAGGCAGAGACAAACGGUUGAGGGGUUGUAUAGGUACAUUUUCUGCCAUGAAUCUGCACUCAGGACUCAGGGAGUACACCCUUACCAGUGCCCUUAAAGACAGCCGCUUUCCCCCAAUGACGAGGGAUGAGCUGCCUCGCCUCUUCUGCUCAGUGUCUCUUCUCACCAACUUUGAAGAUGUCGGGGAUUACCUCGACUGGGAGGUGGGUGUUCAUGGUAUUAGGAUAGAGUUUUUCAAUGAAAAAGGAUCAAAGCGCACAGCCACCUACCUACCAGAGGUUGCAAAGGAGCAAGGUUGGGACCACAUUCAAACCAUAGAUUCCUUACUUCGAAAGGGAGGUUACAAAGCUCCCAUCACAAAUGAUUUCAGGAAGACCAUUAAGUUAACCAGGUACCGUAGCGAGAAGAUGACAAUGGCUUAUGCAGAAUACAUCGCCCACCGCCAGCAUCACCACUACCAGAAUGGCAUUGGGCACCCUCUACCACCCUACAACCAUUAUUCCUGACAGCGAGCCGCAUGACCAAUCAUUGGACCUCUCCGCGGACCUUUUCCCAGGAGAGCCUGCCCCCUCCUGGUCUAGCUAUUUCUACUACUGUACCAUUUUAUGAUGAUUGUUUCCGUUGCCAUGCUGGCCGUCGUUAAGACAGUGACAUGGCAACGGGUGGCAACAGAGCAUCAUCUGAUCAGGCAAGAAAAUCUAAGUUUUUUCAUUUUGGGUUUGCCUGUGGCUACUUAUUGCAGCAUAUAUAUGUAUAUCCAUAACCCCUGUCAUUCAUUGAAUAGAUUUUAUUAACCCUUUUAACCACACCUAAUCAGGUGUAUAAUUCUGUGGAUGGAAAGAAGUCUCUUAAGAUGACUAAUAUUUUUUAGGCUUUGCUACCAUUUAACAUACUAAGCUUAACAAUUUUGUUUAUUUUUUCCUCUUAUUAAUAAAACAUGUAUACAAUGUAGCAAGGCAACUGCAGUUCCCAAAGGCUGUGUCUUCUCAAAAUAGAUUGAUUGGUGAGGUGGGUUUAGCUUUGUAGUGUUGUAGUUUGAAGUUGAACUUGCAUAUUUGGAUUUGUAUUCUCUAAAGUUGAGAUUGUAGGAUUGUGAUGGCUCUCAAACAGCGUCUGCAGGUGUUUUCUUUUAUGGAGCUCACAAUCGCUUAAUGUUAAUCUGUGUGUGGAUAAAAACACUGGCCUUUCAAAAUAUGAAAUGUAGUAGUGUAUUAGACAUUAUUUUAUUUGCCCAUAAAGUCUUGACCAUUCAGUUUUGUAUUUGUGAAGGAACAGUCCAUUUUGAACACAACAGAUUUUUUCAAUUGACUUCAGUCUUAAAAUGAAAUCUGAAAGAAGCCAUUUAUUCUGAUAAUCAUGUCAGCACAAGUGAUUCAAGUGGAAGAAAAAUGCAACAGAUAGGCCAUGUUCCCUUUAGGAGGGCCUACCUUUGAUUUAAAAAAUAAAAAAUAAAAAAAUAAGUAGAGGGUUUGCUGUUUUGCAGGUGUUGGUACAAUGCUGAUGCAAUGCUUUGACUGAAACUGACAGGGAGGCUCUGACUUCUUAAAGCCAUAUUUUCUUGUUUCACAUCUAUAUGGGGUAGCAUUGCUGGUCAGCUAUUGACUAUGGUUGAUCUGUGAAUGCAAAUUUACCAGCCCUCAUCGUACUCACUCGUACCUCCAUGCGUCCAGGCCAUUGAUCCUGUGACAUUUUGUUGUAGAAAGUUUGUCUUACCUUUCAGAUUCUAGAUAACCAUUAACACUAGAAAAAAAAACCUUGAUGUACACAAAUAGUCUUUGUAAAUGUAAUACACCCCUGAACGUACACCAAGUUUGUGAAAUAUUUGUCAUAUAACAAUGCAUGUCAUUUUGUCUGUACAAACUCACACAGUAGCAGUUACACAGCUGUGGAGUUGGUCAUUGAAAGCAGCAUUUCUAGUCUUCUAAAUGUAGUCUUAAUUUCUGUAGAUUGAGGGGCAUUUAAAUUACUUAUUUUCUUUGAAUAGGUUGAAGAAAACACCCUUAAAUUGUAUCAGAUUUCUGCAUCUAAAUGUUUUACUGUUAAGGUCUACAACACAAACGCAUGGCUUGAGAAGCCAUUGCCAUCCAUUAGACCUUUUACUUGUCCACACACAAUAGCUGGUUUUAAUAAUGAGGAUUUCCAGGUGAUCUGCUUGCUUUGGGAGUUUUGGUUUUAGCUCUGCAUACUGGAAUUUUUGAGAGGUUCUUGUUACUUGACCAAGAUCUUAGUUUGUAACAGCCUUUACUAACUGACAUGUUAUUUUUCUUUAUGCAAAAAUUUCAAGGGCUUUUGGCACUCCAUCCACAGUAACCAGAAAUGACCCAAUUUAAGUUGUGUUGCCUUAAGAGAAUGAUUUAAUAAUUGGUGGACCAGUAGAUGAUGAUUACUGUUCCUCUGCUCUGUUUACACUGCAAACAAAAAAGUAUGAGGAUAUUUUGACAGCCUGCAGCCUCCUUCUCUUCUGUCUUAUUCAGCUGCUGGGCCUCUGUAAAGUAAUGCUGCGAACUGCUGGUGUACAAAUAUUCCAACGUUGCCGCCAGUACAAAUGUGAUCUGAAGAACACUACACAAGGAACAGUAGACAUUCAUUUUCUGGUCCAUUAAUCACAGCACAACCUGAAUUUCUCUGCUGCAAAACCAAAUUUAUCAUGCUCUUUUACAUGUUAUUGUAUAUACAUGCAAUGUGUCUAUUUGCAUGUAUGUAUCAGUAUGAGACCUAUGGUUAUAUCCAUAUGCUUGAUCUAUGGCUUAGACACUCUUACCCAUUAAGAGAUUUAAAAGACAAAUAUGGUGCUAUCAGACCUCAUAUUGGGGUGGUCACUGUUCGUGACUGGUCAUGCGGACUCAUUUAUCAUAUCAUAUAUACUUUAAGAUGCUACGUGUAAGAUUUUCUCUCCAGUAUCUUGCUGUAAAUUGAGCUAUGGCGGCACACUUUGAUACACAUCUUAUGACUGUCACCGAGCAAACUGUAGCCCCUAGAAUCUCUGUCCAUUGUGGGAUUUGGAAUCAAUUCCCUAUGGGAAAAACAGAAAAGUCCUAGGAGCAUACAUGUCUAUGGGGCUAUCGAAUGUACUGUUAUUAGGAUCUUGCAGCGGCAUGGAGAGAGAAAAUCCUAUGUGUUACCUUUAAUAUCCUUGAUAUAUGCAGAUUUGUUUAACAGGUGUUUUUGUUUCAGUGCAAGUCAACACCCUGCAGGUUUGAAAGGACAAGAAGUCACACAUUGACCCUCUCCCUGUUUACUCCCCACACUGUGGCCCAACCUCAUGGCCUCGUUUGUUAAGGUGUGCGACAUGUUGUUAGCUAGAUCGUAACCGUAGUAACAGCCGUUGCCUUUCCCGAAAGUCUGGAUGGUGUUUUUCCUCGAAGCACAUCCACAGUUUUCUUCUAGCUGCUGAAUUUUUUGACCUCCUCGGAAGGUCCCGUUGUUAUUAUUGAAGGAAGCACCUCAUGGCGGGGACACCGUUAUUAUUGUUUUACUCGUCAUAGAGUUGCAGUACAGAUGAACUGUUGAAAGCAUUGAUACCUCAUGGGACAGUAUGGGACGGCAGUAGUAGUUUGUUGUAGCAGACUGAGUUUUGGUUCCAUACCAGGGUUAGAGUUCAGCCUCAGCAGUUCCUGACGUGUCAUUCUCAUGUUUCGGGGAAUGCUCGAGCUUGUGUUACCUUCGUAUGUUUGACUGAACCAAAGAUGCCAGCGGCCAUGCCCAAAUGCUGCUCUUCAGGCCUGGCUUCCUGUCCUUCCAAAAACCACCCUGCAUAUGACAAAAUGUUCUGUGUUGUUUCUUUGUGUGUGUGAUUUAUUCAGAUGUCUUGAUUUAUUGAGCAACCCGGUUAUUCAAUGAGUUUCAUUGAGUCUGUCUCUGGAGCUUUACUAGCUCCUUGGAUGGUUUGUAAUGGUUGCAAAUGUUACUUGUUUUGUUUAUUGUUGUUAUUAUUUUUAAUAUUAUUAUUGUUGCUAUAAUUUACAAAAAUGAAAAUCCCAUGGUGUGCCUCCUAGCUUUAUGGGUUUAUAAAUGUUUUUUUUCCCUGAAGACCAGCAGUUAUACUUUGUAUAAAAGAUGGAUUUUUUUCCUUAUUUUUUAUGCCAUUAAAGAUGAAAAGCCUGUUUUCUUUACUCUGGACCCAGUAGCUGCACUGGUAUACAAUCGCACUGAUAGAAGACUAAAAAAGAAGAAUCAAUAAUAAUGACAGAUAAAAUAAGAACUACAAUAAACUUGUGUUUGAGACUUUUAUUAAAAAAAGACAAAAACAACAUUAAAAAAAAAAAAAAAAAGAAAAUGACUGUUUUUGUACAUCAAAAUGAAUUCUUUUAAAAUGAAUAUUUUGGAUCUAGUUUAAAAUUAUUUUAGUGGUUUUCUAUGUUUUGAAAUGUUUGGGACACUGACUACUAAGAUGUGUCACUGUAAAAAAAAAUGACAUUUUCAGUUGCAGUGGCCCAAUGGGCUGGGAGGGUUACCUGGUGUAACUCCUCGUACCAACUUGUUUUUUUUUUUUUAUUUCCAUUUUUGAAUCUUUGAUUCUCUGCUUUAAUAACUUGAAAAAUGUUGAUGGAAUAAUAUGAACUGGGAAUUUCAAGCUCACCCCCUGUAGAGCUAGACCCUUCCUCCUUCUCUAUUGAAUUGCUGUUUGUGUGAGACUUGAAACGGGCAUUUAUAAUGGCGGUAUGACUCCAAACUGAAACACACAACAAAAAAAGUGCAAAAGAAAAAAACUUAUCCAAAAAAGGGGGAGCGGGAAGAAAAAUAUAUAGAUGGGUUAUUUGAGUAUGUAAGCAAUGGCUGUGAAGAUGUAGUUUUAAACAUUGUUAUUACCUUUUAAAAAUCAUUUAUUCAAUAAAAAUGACAAAAUCUGUUGUAAAGC
Messenger RNA from Periophthalmus magnuspinnatus, 6297 nucleotides. It is a transcript of the gene ammecr1, whose product is annotated as AMMECR nuclear protein 1. The coding region runs from base 938 to 1945 and encodes 335 amino acids. Lineage: Eukaryota; Metazoa; Chordata; Actinopteri; Gobiiformes; Gobiidae. The transcript is spliced from 6 exons. The record is from RefSeq and is a predicted model, not a curated record.